This is a messenger RNA of Closterium sp. NIES-65, 1878 nucleotides long. The record is from the annotation of a GenBank genome assembly. NCBI's taxonomy places the organism in Eukaryota, Viridiplantae, Streptophyta, Zygnematophyceae, Desmidiales, Closteriaceae.
AUGCUGCUCUGGCCAUCGGGGGUGGUGGCAACAGCGUACCCAUUCAUCAUAGCGCGCCUGCUCUCUGACCCCUCACCGGACAUGCGGGCCAUUCUGCGCCAGAUGCUGCUCUGGCCCUCGGGUGCCAUCCGCUGGCAGCGCCUGCAGCGACUGGCGUCCGUGCUCUCCAAGCCAUCCCCACAGCACUCCACUGGGUUGGACCAUAGCUCUCCUAUAGAAGCUCAGGAGGGGGAAACAAGGGCGCGGGUUUCUGCAGAGGAAAAGCAGCAGACAACCGUCAGUGGGGAGGAGAAGCAGGGGGGACAGAGGGAUGAGCUGAGGGAGGGGGUGGAUGCGGCAGCUGUGGUGGCGGCAGCAGGGGCUUUUGAAACGUCACAAAAGGAGAGGCAGCGGGGACAGAGGGAUGAGCUGAGGGAGGGGGUGGAUGAGGCAGCAGUGGUGGCAGCAGCAGGGGAUUUUCUGGCGUAUGUGCUGUCUGCCGAGGGCAGCAGCACAAGAGGGUGGCUCGUGCUUGAUGCGGUGGCUGCUGGGCAGCAAUGGGUGGAUGAGAGGGUCGGGUCGACUGGAAAGGAGCGAUGGGUGGAGGAGGAGGAGGUGGGGAGGAGGGAGGGGAAGGGAAGGAGAAGAGGGGUUGAAGGAGUGGGGCAGGAGGGCAGGGGAGAGAGUAGAGGAGAGAGAGGUGUGAGGCAGGAGGGGAGGGGAGAGAGUAGAGGAGAGAGAGGUGUGAGGCAGGAGGGGAGGGGAGAGAGUAGAGGAGAGAGAGGUGUGAGGCAGGAGGGGAGGGGAGAGAGUAGAGGAGAGAGAGGUGUGAGGCAGGAGGGGAGGGGAGAGAGUAGAGGAGAGAGAGGUGUGAGGCAGGAGGGGAGGGGAGAGAGUAGAGGAGAGAGAGGUGUGAGGCAGGAGGGGAGGGGAGAGAGUAGAGGAGAGAGAGGUGUGAGGCAGGAGGGGAGGGGAGAGAGUAGAGGAGAGAGAGGUGUGAGGCAGGAGGGGAGGGGAGAGAGUAGAGGAGAGAGAGGUGUGAGGCAGGAGGGGAGGGGAGAGAGUAGAGGAGAGAGAGGUGUGAGGCAGGAGGGGAGGGGAGAGAGUAGAGGAGAGAGAGGUGUGAGGCAGGAGGGGAGGGGAGAGAGUAGAGGAGAGAGAGGUGUGAGGCAGGAGGGGAGGGGAGAGAGUAGAGGAGAGAGAGGUGUGAGGCAGGAGGGGAGGGGAGAGAGUAGAGGAGAGAGAGGUGUGAGGCAGGAGGGGAGGGGAGAGAGUAGAGGAGAGAGAGGUGUGAGGCAGGAGGGGAGGGGAGAGAGUAGAGGAGAGAGAGGUGUGAGGCAGGAGGGGAGGGGAGAGACGGGAGGAGAGGCAGGAUCGGGGGGUAGCAGACUGGGUGGUUCUGGUGGUGGUGGGAUACGGCAAGAAGCAGACAACGUGACAACACAAUGGAGAGACAGAGGAGAGGCUGGGACGGAACAAUACAGCAGAUCUAGCACGAGAAAGGAACAGUACUGGCAGCAGCGGUGCAGCGCGCACCGGAGCUGCAACUGCCGCCACUCUCCUAGAUUCAUUCCUUCCCCACCUGUGCCGCACCCACCCCCCCCCACCCACAUCCUCCACUCAUCCCGUGCUCCUUCAGUGGAUCCUUUGGGAGCGCUGGCAGCAGCGGUGCAGUGCGCACCGGAGCUGUGGGCACCUCCUGUGGACCCUUUGGGAGCGCUGGCAGCAGCAGUGCAGCGAGCACCGGAGCUGUGGGUGCCGCUGCUGGUGGAGACGGCAGGCAGGGCGGAGGCGAGGGAGAUGGCGGGCAGGGUGGUGCGAGGGGUGGCCUCUCAUGCUGCAGACUCUGCUGUGGAAAGUGCGCUGCUUGCCGUGUCUCGAUGGCUCCACUCCAAAUAG